UGGUUGAAAUUAAGAGAUUUGGUAAAACUGCAGAGUGUGUGUGGGUGUGUAAGUUAUUAUUUGGUAAAGUUGGUUGGAUGUGAAGAGGAUAAAGAGUGAAGAGAAAUGAAUGAUGGUAAAAAGAAAGAAGUACUUGGAAUGAGAAUGAUGGAAAUGCAAGGCCUGGCACAUAGCACAUGGUGGUGGCUAGAAAACAAAAAAAGCAAUAAAUGGAAGGGGAGAGGAGUGUGACAAAAAAAUUGAAGGUUAGCGAAUGAAUGGCAGUGGUGAUAAUGCGGUGGGAAACACAGGUUCAAAGUGGAAAGAAAAAAGAAUUGGAAAGGGGUGAGGUAGGGGUCAUCAUCAACCUGACCCCGUUUGUCUCCUCACAAGUAUAUCUUCGCACGUUACCAACGUAGAUGCUAAUGUCAGUCCCUGUGUUUCCCUUUCCUCUCACCUUUCAUCUCCAUUUCCUCUUCUUUCACUGCACCAUCCUCUCUCUCACUAAAACCCCUUCACGCCUCACCCUUUUUCCUCUCUUUUCUCUCAUCUAUUGUGAUUUCUUUCUUCCUUUAACAACCAACAACUGUAGUACUACAUACAUGAGGUGGUUUGGAGUUGCUUUCUUUUUAUUUGUUCUUCUUUUUUCCAGCUGCAUAAAUGGUGAUAAUGAUUCAAAAUGUAGGCAGCGUAGGGAAUUAGUUUAGUUUAAGGUAUGAAAAACAAGUUUGUCCAAACUGGGUAUUUGUAAAAAGAAAAACUUUGGAGUAAGUUGUGGAAUCUGCAUUGGAAGGAUGAAGAACUUGUACUGGUUUAAAGAAAUGUCUAACAACGUAAGAUCAGGGAGAAGGCUUUCGCUUGGGGAGUACAAGCGAGCGGUGUCAUGGUCCAAGUAUCUGAUCUCUUCAGGGGCAGCCAUAAAGGGAGAGGCUGAAGAAGAAUGGAGUGCUGAUCUGUCUCAGUUGUUCAUUGGCUCAAAGUUUGCUUCUGGGAGACAUAGCAGGAUCUACAGAGGCAUCUACAAGCACAUGGAUGUUGCAAUUAAGCUUGUGAGUCAACCGGAGGAGGAUGAGGAAUUGGCUGUUUCGCUAGAGCAGCAAUUCACUUCCGAGGUUAAUUUGCUCUUUCGAUUGCGCCAUCCAAAUAUCAUCACCUUUGUUGCAGCUUGCAAGAAACCUCCUGUGUUCUGCAUUAUUACUGAAUAUUUGUCCGGGGGUUCCUUGAGAAAAUACUUGAUUCAGGAAGGACCACACUCGGUUCCUCACAACGUUGUUCUGAAAUUAGCCUUAGACAUUGCUCGGGGAAUGCAAUAUCUUCAUUCUCAGGGUAUACUUCACAGGGAUCUGAAAUCAGAAAACCUGCUGUUGGGGGAAGAUCUGUGCGUAAAAGUAGCAGAUUUUGGGAUCUCGUGCUUGGAAUCUCAGACCGGUAGUGCAAAAGGAUUCACUGGAACAUACCGUUGGAUGGCACCUGAAAUGAUCAGAGAAAAACGUCACACAAAAAAAGUAGAUGUCUAUAGUUUCGCCAUUGUUCUAUGGGAACUCCUAACAGGGUUGACCCCAUUUGACAACAUGACACCAGAGCAAGCAGCAUAUGCAGCAACUCACAAGAAUGAAAGGCCUCCGUUACCAUGUGAGUGUCCAAGGGCAUUUAGUCAUCUCAUAAACAGAUGCUGGUCAAGCAAUCCAGAUAAAAGACCACAUUUUGAUGAGAUAGUUGGGAUUUUGGAGAGCUACAGUGAAGCACUUGAGGAGGAUCCACAGUUUUUAACCACUUACAAACCACGUCCUAAUAAUCUUUUUCUCAGAUGCUUACCCAAAUGUAAUACUACUCCCAAUGUUUCUGCUUCUACCAAACCUUAACGUUCUCUUUCCAAUAAUGUCACAUCAACUGUAUUAAAUCCCAGGAAACAAAUAUAUCUUAUAUGUUUAAUUUAUAACUAUAAUCCUCUUCUAUAUUCUUAACAACUAUC
Vigna unguiculata (cowpea) is the source of this 1951-nucleotide messenger RNA. Its product is annotated as serine/threonine/tyrosine-protein kinase HT1-like. Gene Ontology annotation, molecular function: ATP binding; protein serine/threonine kinase activity. Gene Ontology annotation, biological process: protein phosphorylation. The record is from RefSeq and is a predicted model, not a curated record. Lineage: Eukaryota; Viridiplantae; Streptophyta; Magnoliopsida; Fabales; Fabaceae.